UUGGGCAACAACAGAUGGACAGCGGAAAAACACAGAAUUCACAAAGUUUUGUGUCAGUGGCAAGUAAAAACGACCACGAUAGACAACAUCAUCUAAAUGAAAAGACGAUUUUAUCUCCUGAGAGCGCCACCUCUGAACUAACAACACUGCUACAGCGUUCACGGAAAGAAUUUUACAAAGACAGGAAAAUCGUUGUGAGAAAUGUCCCUCCUUGUUCUUAUGAGGAGGUGAAGGAAUUUAUGGGUGAUCAUCCAGUGAGCAACAUCACCAUUAGUAAGAAAUCUAGGCAUGCCAUUGUCACGUUACAAGAGGGUGAAAAAGCCAUAGAAAUUGCCUCAGCAUUGGAUAAGAAGCAUCUGCUCAACACAGAAGUGUCUGUAUCUUUCUAUCCAAGUGAUCGACUUCUUUGUGUGGCUCACUUACCUAGUGAUUUCACGGAGAGUAAAUUUGAAGCUCUUGUAUCCACAUAUGGCCCAGUUGAAAAGUCCUUCUUGAUGAGAGAUGAGUUUAUAGGUGAGAGCAAAGGCUAUGGGUUUGUUGAAUAUUGUGUGAAUCGAGAGAAGUCCAUACCUGCCAGAGAGGAACUUGACUGGAAAACUGUUGACCAGUCCACAAUUCAGUGUGAUUUUAUCUGCGGAAAUCAAGCAAACUACAAUCAGCUGAAUUCACGUUGCCUGUUGGUAGAAAAUCUUCCUGAGGAUUUUCGAGAUGAUUGUCAUCUGCGAGAUAUUUUUAGCUUGUUUGCCAAUCCAGCGUACUGUCGAAUUCUUGUCAAAGACAAUGAAACAUCAUUAGGAAUAGCUAUUGUUGAGUAUACCGACCACGAUGUGGCCUCACAAACUCGUCACCAUCUUGAUGGAUCAAGAGUGAAGGGAUCACCUAUUUCCAUAUCCUAUUGUCUUGUAGGAAAGACUGCCAUUGAUAUUUAUAAUCGCUUCAUUUCUCGAAAGGAGGCUUCCACAACAAAGGGAGUUACAGGCAGUACGCACAAGUCCGGUCUGCUACCAAACCCUGUUUUUCUGAAUGAGACGCUUGUUAAUUCCCCGUUGAUGAAAUCCCUCACAUUCAGACAACCACGUUUGAUGCCAAAGCUGCAGAGAGCUCUGAAGGAGCUUCAGACUGGCUACACUCACCAGAUCCACGGGACAAACAGACAGGGUUUAUUAGGCCCUGCCCCUUCUAUGAUGAAUCCCCUGAUGAACCCCAAUCUGCAGCUGGGACUUGCUACUAUGUUAGCUCUACAACUACACAGUCAAGCAGACUUGCCCAUUCAGGCAAACCCCAGUACCUCAGAUGCUUUACAUUUGCUGACUCUACUCCAGCCUUCCAUGACACAGAAGGGCAUGUCUGGAACAAAGCCAUCUCUGCUUGGUGAUCCAUUCACAGCUCAGGCUAGAAUUCUUGUUCAGAACCUCAUGUCACAGCUAAAUGGAAACACAGAAAGUCAAAGGUCAGCUGGUGGCAGCUGUGAUGAGAAUCAGUUGUCAUCAUCAUGGGAACACCAGAGCAGUUUUACUGAAGGAAGCCUGAAGAAUGUAAACAUGAACUCCUUAGUAAAUCUGGGGCAAAUUGUGGCAGCAAUUCAGCAUAAUCGCCCUUCAGCUCCACCAUCAGUACCAGGUGCUUACAGUCAGGUAAAACCAAGGAACAGUCUGCUGGGUGAUGCUUCAAACUAUUUUGGCAGCAAUGAAGCAAAUAACGGAAAUAGGUCUUGGGAGAAACAGAUGCAUCAAGUGUUAAAGUCACAAUUAAUCGGUGAAAGAACUAACACAACAGAAGACUGUAAAGAGAACUUCCUGCGUAAUUUACAAACACUGGCUUCGCAGUAUUCUGGAAGUAAGGGUUUUAUGCCAGCGACCAAUGCUAACAACAGCAUGGCAUAUGCUAAUAACAGUACUGUGUCCAACGGAAACAGUUUACUUGGAAAUUACAGCAAUUCCACACCACCAUUUCAUAUUGGACAGAAUAACAACAACACAAAUGUGGAUCAUUGUCAGAAUAAUAACGUUCCUGCUUUCACUCAGAAUGAUCAGUGUGUAGACUUGAUUGGCAGUGAACAGGGGAAUGGCGUCCACAACUUUCAUCAUCAAAAGUCAGCCUUGUUACCUGAACCAGGACUUAGUAAUCCUCCUGUAUAUAAGACCUGUCAAAUCAACAACUACACUCAACAGACAGCAAGUGGCAAAGUCCACAAAGCCCAUCCCUUGUUACCAGCACCCUUCCAGACACCCAGCAGUACUGUACAGAAACCACCUCCAUUGCUACCAGCACCAUUCCAGAUGUCAGGCUCACAAAACAUCCACAGUCUUGUCACUAACAAUACAUCCAGCAGCACUGUCCAGAAACCACCUCCAUUAUUGCCUUCACCAUUCCAGAUGUUAAGGUCACAAAACUGCGAACAAGUCAAUAAAAAUGCACUGGUCACCUGUAUCCAAAAGCGUCCUCCAUUGUUACCCACAAUCUUUCAAGGAUCUGGUUCACAAAAUGUCAGCAGUUUAGUCAGUAACACAACGAACUCCAAUAACUUCUCAAAACAACAGCCCUUGUUACCUGAUCCAUACAGUAAUCUCUUUGAACAACUGGGUCACCAUGGUAACAAGACAAAUGUAGUUGAUAACGUCACCAAACCACAGCCAUUGCUCCCAAACCCAAUGUCCCAUUCGAAUUCCUACAACAGCUCCUCACUGGGCAUAGGUUCUCAUAGUUUUCAGUCCAGCAAGAUGGAGAACUCCAUGAAGCAGCAAGCAUUACUUCCAGACCCUGUCCCACAUAGUCUACAGGGUGAACUAUUUUCUCCGCAUAAGGGUCCUACUAGUCGCCAAGCCAUAGGCACUGUGGGCUCCAAAACUUCUGGCCUUUUGGCUACACCCAUUGGAAAAAAGCGUACAUACAGCAGUUUGUUGCCAGCACCUGAGGUCAGCCCAGAUGGAAACUACAUAGGGCAGCACUCUCAGGGCAUUGGAGGCCAUUAUGCAGACUCUUAUUCAGCCAAACGACGAAGGAAUAACUCAUGGCAGCCACACUCUCUUUUCAAAUCAUGACCGUAAAC
Molecule: messenger RNA, 3049 nt
Organism: Liolophura sinensis
Lineage: Eukaryota; Metazoa; Mollusca; Polyplacophora; Chitonida; Chitonidae
Exons: 19
Coding region: 15-3041 (1008 amino acids)
Cellular component (GO): nucleus
Molecular function (GO): mRNA binding
Source: RefSeq, a predicted model, not a curated record